AUGUCUCAAGCUUCGGAAGAAGACAAUAAUGCUGCGGAGGCGAUUUCCCCAGAAUCACCGUUGACACCAGAUGGAAUGAUUCUGGCGCGAAUGCCAUGGCAUCCAGGUGAGAUUGAAACGAAAAUGAAAAUUCAAACAAAAUUCUGCUUUGAGGACUAAUUGGGAAUUGGAAUUCGGUCAAAUCGGUGAGCUGCGCAAUGCUAAAUAAUGAAGAGGUAGGCGGUGUGACGACAGCGAUGAAGCCCGCAAACACUCAUUCCCACUUGGUUUCCCUUUUCGAAAUGUCUUGCUCAUUUUAUGGAAAAUCUGCUUUCUAUGCGGCUCUCUACACAAACAUCAAGACGUGCCAACAAUGGCAAUUUCGAUUAACCGCCGCAGAUAGGAUGAAAACAUAGUUUUUUUUUCAUCCUUUUUCUCCUUUUCUGAUCCUAAGCCGAUUACUGAAAUGACAUUGAAGACGAACGUUAUCAGCUAAUAUCCUAUCUCAGCUUACAUUCCAUCUUGUAAACAAAUAUGUGCUCGACCCAAGGUGACAAGGCUAUAACUCGAUUUGCGGAUCGGAUUAGUCGACUUGAUUUCGCAUUCUCCCUCUAUGUCUGAUUCUCUUCAAAGAAGUUUUGAAGUUCGAUUUCACACUAGAUGAAAGUCGCUUUUUUCCCUUUUAAGCUAUUCCGGCUAUUAUUGUUUUUUCUCUCAUUCAAUUUAAUUUUGCGUCGAUCUUUGUGAAAGUGGAGUCGCGCUCAGUCAAUUUUACCCAGUUGCGGCUUCUGAAUGCAAAAAGAGCCGGAGAGAGAAAGGAUGGGGGAGGGGCGUGGCAGUUGAACAGAGAAAAAAAAGCGCGCGGCAGCCGGAGCGGAGAACAAUCGGAAAAAGAGCUCACUGAUUGUUGGCCUCUUUUUCUUAUAAUUUUCCUCAUCUUUCUACUGUACAUACUUCUAAUCCAUAUUCAAGCUUCCGAAUUUCCGCACCAACUACCGGUUAAUGGAGAUGGAGGAGUCUAGUUUGGUAAGUGUGGAAAAAGAGAAAAAAGUGAUGCAGUAUCCAUGGGAAACUGUGGGAAAAUCAUAAGUAUUGGGAAAAAUAUAAUGAAAUGCUACAAGAUGCAUGGAUCAAUCCAACGUGUAACCCGAAGCACUUACUCAACAUUUAGGCGCGUAAAACGGACUAAAAUCAUGUUGGUAUCCGGUUUCGCGAUGGCACCACCCUACUUUAUUCAAACGGGUCCCACAUGACUAUGUACGCUAUGAACGCCUCGUUCUGUGUGUACCCUUACCUAACUUUAGUGAGAUGAAAUUGAAGUUGGUUCUGUCAAUGCAUACUUUUCAAAAAUAUUUCCUAUUUAUAACCAUGUUAUAAUCUCAAUCUCAAUAUUGUCUCCGCUUCUAUUCAUGCCAUGCGUUCUAAGGCUUCGCGAAUCUCGAACAAUCCUCUUCUUCGUUCUCAAAUUGUGUUCAUUUCUGAUAUCAUCACAAAAAUUGUGUCCGUACUAGCUGCGUCUACAAAUGCAGAUCGCCUACGUCUUCAUUUUCAAUCAUCUCAACGCGAGUUCUAGUCAUUCCGCACGGAAAACAUGACUUCUUUCCAUCUCAUACCGCGCGAUCCUGAUAUUAAAUCAAAAAGGAAAGGCCAGUUCCAACGUCAUUCGAAAGUGUGCAAAGUGCGCAGGUUUCAAGCCCUUCAAUUAUGCCAAAUUAUAUCCAUUACAGGGCGGACAUGUUCUAUUUCGGUCCGCGCGAGAGUAUUAAGAGCAGAACAGAUUGUUGUGGGGCACAAAUCCUUUCAUUUCCAAUCGGAAAUCGAGCACACUCAGUCCAAUGCCUAUGACUUCUGUAUUUGCUUUUUAUGACGAUGCGUUUGUGUCAGCUGCCAUUGUUCAAAAUAGAUACAUCCGUAGCACCUCUGUUUCAUAGUCAUUUCCAUAACAUCCUCUAUAUUUUGUUCCGUAAUCCCGUAUCCGAGCCCACUGAAUUUGGCAUGAUUAUCACAGAAUAAGUAGUCAAGAUUAGAACGGACAGACGGACGGACACACAUUCAUAUUUCCACCACAACAUUCUUAUCUCCUCUAGUUUUUGCCUACUUGUUUUCUCGAGUUUUCUUGAGUUUUCAUAGAGCAUAACAAGGCUAGUUAGAGCAAAAAAGCAGCAAAAAUUGUCGAGAGGGCAGGAUCGGAUAAUUGUAUUCGGCACAUGUGACUGUGUCGUCAUAAUUAUUGUUAUUAGCCGUUUAUUCUCUGUUCAUACAUCCUUAUUUUCAGAUCGAGCCAGCUGCUCCGAGUGAUGAGCAGCAAGAAGCCGGCUCAUUGUCCGCAACUGCUCAAGAGUCUCGAAAAACCGUCGUGUUUCAAGAACCAGGUAACUGGUCCGAUACGAAAUUUUUUUUUUCAAAAGUGCGCUUCAGACAUUGUUGGGUCCUCGAAUGAGCACGACCAACUAACCAACCCCCACGAUUCUGAGGUUUGUUUGGGGCCUUCUCGAUCAAUAAAUCUAAGGGCGGCGGUGUGUAGGAUAGUAAAGUUAAGCAUUGCCACAUGGAGUUGAAAUAAAGCGGUCCGGGUGAAAAGACGGAAACAACCCGAACCUACUUGCAUUGAGUUCAUCUUUGUUAAAACCCAUUCUUCAGGAGGGCAACCGGAAGAUGUCAUUGGUCGGAAAACCGCUUACAUACAAGAAUUAUCGUACCGAUCAACGUUUUCGAAGAAUGCAGAACAAAAUGCAUAACUUCUUGGAGCGGCCGCGAGGUUGGAAAGCGGCCACCUAUCACCUCGCAGUGUAAGUCUUGAAAUGAGUUUCAGCACUAUUCCUAACUUUUCAGCUUAUUCAUGGUCCUGAUGUGUCUAGCUCUCUCAGUGUUCUCUACGAUGCCCGAUUUCGAAGUGCAAGCGACACUUGUUUUGUAUUAUUUGGUAAGCGAUUAUUGGAAAAUAGUGCACUCUUGUACAGAAUCAAAAUUUAAGGAAAUCGUCUUUGUUAUUUGGCUCGCCACAGAAUACAUUUGCCGUGUCUGGUCGGCAGGAUGUCGGUCGAGAUACCGUGGCAUUAGCGGACGGAUUCGAUUUGCAACUAGUGCUUACUGCGUCAUCGGUACGCACUUUCUGACCAAAUCUUCUGACUAUACAACUACAUUUUCCAGAUAUUAUUGUCAUUCUCGCUUCAAUUACCGUAUUAUGCAUUGGAGCAACCGGACAAGUAUUCGCCGCUUCGGCUAUCCGGGGACUACGAUUCUUUCAAAUUUUACGGAUGCUUCGAAUUGACCGACGUGCGGGGACUUGGAAACUACUUGGAAGUGUCGUGUGGGCUCAUAGACAGGUAAAAAAAGAGAACAAGGAUAAGAACUGACCUGUGCAUUGUUGCCGAGAAGGUAGACUGUCCGACUGACUGGUGUUCAACGGAUCGGACCGUUCUUUUAUUGAAGGCCAACUAGGAAGGAGGCGGUGUCCAGAUGACCUCUUCGAGAACAAUUAGAUAAACAGUAGACCUGCCAAGGUCCACAUUCGUUUGGCUUGUGACGUCUUAUCUUUGAUCUUUGAUCCCUCGAAGGUUACUGUAGAUUGUUGGGUCAGAGCUCAAAUGAACAACAUGAACAUCACGUGAUUUCAGGAGUUGCUCACCACCGUCUACAUUGGAUUUCUAGGACUGAUUUUUUCUUCCUUCUUAGUCUACCUGUGUGAAAAGAACACGAAUGACAAAUAUCAAACGUUUGCCGACGCGUUGUGGUGGGGAGUGGUAAGUUCUAAACUACACACACUACAGACUACACGCACCGGACCACAUUCAGAUUACCCUCUCGACCGUUGGUUACGGUGACAAAACUCCGGAGACGUGGCCUGGAAAGAUAAUCGCCGCGUUCUGUGCUCUUCUGGGAAUCUCGUUCUUUGCUCUCCCAGCCGUAUGAAUGAAUAGAAGCUCAAAGAUAAAAACAAGCGAUUGAUUUCAGGGAAUCCUAGGCUCAGGUUUUGCACUAAAAGUGCAACAGCAUCAACGUCAAAAGCAUCUGAUCCGCAGACGAAUCCCGGCUGCCAAGCUUAUCCAAUGUCUCUGGCGUCACUAUUCCGCGGCGCCGGAAUCCGUCUCACUUGCCACGUGGAAAAUACAUUUGGCUAGGGAACUUCCUCCACUGUGAGUAUUUCAGUUAACUAUUAAGGGACAGCUCAAAAUGUACAUAUUUUUAGUGUGAAACUGACGCCAAAUGGAAGCAACAAUGCGACUGGACUCAUAAAUCGUCUGCGUCAAAGCACGAAACGGAGUCCCAACUCUAACGCGCAAAACCUCAACGCUAACGCGCACUCUUCUUCGAAAAACUUGUCGGUUCCACGUGUUCACGACACUAUCAGCCUUGUUUCCACUUCCGAUAUCUCUGAGAUUGAGCAACUUGGAGCUCUUGGAUUUUCACUUGGUACGCAAACAUUUUUUAUACUGGUUUGAUAAUGACAAUAUGUAACUGAAGGUUGGAAAACAAAGUCAAAGUACAGCGGUUCGAGAAAAGCCGCCGACGAUUCCAUGUUGCAGUCCAGGAUGCUUGCUCAAUCGAAUGCUCACGCACUUGACGGUAAAUCACAAUUUUUCUUCAAUUCGCAUGAAAAAAACGGUGUAGUUUUGUCCUCCCCGAUCACAACGAUUCGAUUUCAACAUUCUCUGAGUGCGUAGACUAUGUAAAACUGCAAAAGAGCUGUUUCGAAAUAGUGGUUUCCAACAUCUUUCUACUCACCAUUCUUUCCCUCUUCUAACUCUAUCCCUCCACUUGCCACGUCACUCUUCCUUUCUCCUUUCUCUCUGUCCUAUCGUCUUCAUCUCGCGUGUGAUCGAAUGGUGUGCCUCCAUUUCUCUAGACGUACGACGGCGUUCUCGGAGAUCCGCCUCGCUGUGUCGUGACGUAACCAACAAUGGCCAACAAUUGCGACCCCUCCAACCACGGUCCACGCUCUCGGACAGCGAUGUCAUUGGAGAUUACUCGUUGAUGAUGGCACCCAUUUACCAGUGGUGCGAACAAAUGGUACGUAGAAACAAUACGCCGGUCGAGGAUGGCGUGUGGAGCCAAUUAUCACAACUAACAACGUGUGCCACACGACGCGCCGAGGACAUUUCAGAUGUGGACGGUGAGCAAGAACAAUGGAAAAUUGCUAAUGAAUCAGUGAUUGACAUUUCUCUCCCCAACCAAACCAAAUGAUUACAAUAUCUAACCUUUCGAGAGAAAAUUAUUUUUUGCGCACUAAUGCCACGUUUUUGCCAUGUGGAAUGGAAUGCUGCUUCGUCAUCAGGAAUGCAUUUAGACUUCACGAAAACCGUUUCAUUUUUGCUUUUGCUUUCAACCUUCUCAGUUUCCUAAAUGUUCUUUUUUCAUUCUCACAGUAGUAGAAUAAUCUGUUUUGUAAGAAAAUUUUUGGAGAAAAAAGUGAAAAUAAGAAGGGUAACAUUUCAGAGGAAGAAACCAUUGGAUAUCAACCGCAAACCAUUGAGGAGUUCACCCCGGCUCUCAAAAACUGUGUCCGUGCAAUUCGCCGUAUUCAACUUCUUGUUGCUCGGAGAAAAUUCAAAGAAGCUCUAAAGCCUUAUGAUGUGAAAGAUGUGAUCGAACAGUACUCCGCUGGCCACGUGGAUCUGCAAAGUCGUGUAAAAACGGUUCAAGCGAAAUUGGACGUGAUUUGUGGAAAGAAUAUUGAGAAACUGGAUCCGAAAAUCUCAAUGUACAGCAGAAUUGCUACAUUGGAGACUACAGUAAGCCGAAAACAUUUUAUAAAUAAACAUAAGUAUAUUUCAGGUUGGAAAAAUGGAUAAGAAACUGGAUUUAAUGGUUGAGAUGCUGAUGGGGAGACAGGCCGGCCAGAGAGUCUUCACUCAACAAACAUCUCCGAGAGAUGAGUUGAGUGAGCCGAGUAGCGCUCGCCGGGACAUGGCAAGACGGUCCGUUACAAGUACUGAUAUGGAAAUGUAUACAGCAAGGUUUGAUUGACUUGGAAACAUUUAAUUAUAUGUACAAAGUCGAACAUUCCAGAUCUCAUUCGCCCGGAUACCUCGGAGAUGCCCGUCCGGCCGUUCCUCACACAGCGGAGGAGGAAAAUGAUGAUGAUGUGAUGGUGGAUGAUGAAACUAGUCCACUGAAUAACGGGCCCAGCACGUCCAGCCACUGUUGA
This is a messenger RNA of Caenorhabditis sp. 36 PRJEB53466, 6127 nucleotides long. The record is from the annotation of a GenBank genome assembly. Lineage: Eukaryota; Metazoa; Nematoda; Chromadorea; Rhabditida; Rhabditidae.